Molecule: messenger RNA, 13581 nt
Organism: Clarias gariepinus (North African catfish)
Lineage: Eukaryota; Metazoa; Chordata; Actinopteri; Siluriformes; Clariidae
Gene: dnah1
Product: dynein, axonemal, heavy chain 1
Exons: 77
Coding region: 1-12591 (4196 amino acids)
Biological process (GO): microtubule-based movement
Cellular component (GO): dynein complex
Molecular function (GO): minus-end-directed microtubule motor activity; ATP binding; dynein light intermediate chain binding
Source: RefSeq, a predicted model, not a curated record
AUGGACCCAAAAGAAGAGCAACCAUCCCUUCCUCACCCUCCUGAUAAUCCCAGACCUGAAGAUGAAGGAGCAACGCCACCGCAGGGCCAAGAGGACGAUCUGCCCCCCAUGAGUGAAUGUCCCCCUGGAGCGGAGGGCAUGACAGCGACCACAACACAUCGUGGUACAAAGGAGUUAUUGAUCCAGCACAGUUUACUAAGGCGGGAUGGCUGUGGCUCAAACCCUCCCAAAGUAAAAAAUACCUUCCAGACCCCGGCUGACCUGCUCAGUAUCAUACAGAGGGACAGACGCAAACCGACCACCCAGAUCCUGCAGGAGACAGACUUUCCCUCAAGAGCUUACUCACCGAAAGUACAGAUGCCCUACAAAUGCCCGCGUGGACAGUGGCCCCGCAAGAUUGAGCUGGAGAAGUUGAGACGAGAGUAUCUAAAGUUAGACAUUGCCCAGCUUCUGGCUGAUCUAGGCAUUGACUCCAGUCAGCUGGUACCCAGAACCCUGAGCAGCGAGGAUCGACCAGAGAUCUCCUUUCAGUCUAUCUCCGAGGUGGUCAGCUCACCUGGAGCCUUCUACCUGUCCCUGGAGAUAUUUGAUAACGAGGAUUUUGAUUGCCGCACGCCCAAGGACUGGCUAGCUCUGGGGUGUGAGCAGGGCUCGAGUGACCAAAAACCCGUCCCUGCCAAAGCCUUUCUGCCGACACACGAUGCCACGUCUGCUGAGGAGCAGAACACUAGCACUACAGAGUAUACAUGGCAGUCUGUCGGGGUUCUGGAUUACUGCCCGGAGAAAAAGCAGUAUGUGGUGCAAAAAGCAGAUGAGAAUGGUUGUGUGAGAGACAGCGAGGGCAAACCUGUUUUAGGUGGAGCACAAAGACGUAAGGAACCUUUGGAAUCAAAUCAGUACUGGGUUCCACGGAUCCGGCUGCAGUUCUGCGCAGAGGACCCACAUAUCUUUGCUCAGAGGGUCCAAUUCGCCUGCCAAGCCAGGCGCAAAGCUGAGGCUCUGCUGCUCUACAAUCUCUCUAUAGACUGCAUGCCCAUGUGGAGCGGGGGCCCUGCGGUGCAGCCUACCAGCCUCCAGCGCAUCAAAACCCUCGCCCUCAGCAAUCCAGGGUUCCAAGAAUCACUUGUUCAGCAGUGCAUGGAACAUCUAGAGAAAGAGGUUCAGCUGGAGUAUGCCCGCACCAUGAACCGUUUGAGUCUUCAUAAGAUUGUGCAGGACGAUCCCAAAAAGUUCCCCCACAUCACACUGCCUGAGAAAGAACCUGAGAGAGUUCCCAACAAAGGUUGUGUGUCUGUACCGGACUACCCGUUUGAGAAGAGCCGUGCCAGAUUCAUUUUCCUCACCCAGCUCACGAAGCCAGAAGUGAUUUCUGCUUUGUCUACUGUUAAAGCUGAGUGUAACAGGGUGGCAGAUAUGACUCUCUUCCAGGUCACCUUUACCAAGGCUGUACGCCUGGAAGAGUUUGAACUUGCGCAGUCACAGAUACACACACAGGUGCAGCUUUUCCUGAGUGAGACCUGGGUCACCAAUCUGUGUAGCGGGAUCCGCUCCAGCCUGAGAAAUGUCGGGCCUGGCUGGUACAGUCUAAGCGAGUCGUCGUGGCAGGUGUACUGCAUGUCCAAGCUGUGUCGCUUGAUGAGACAGAUAUGCUACAGACUCCAGGACACCCUGCGAUCCUUGGUGCAGAAUUCGCUCUCCUGCCUGGCUCAGCUGGUCUUAGAUUCCUGCCAGAGUGUGCUGCAGUGUUCCCCAGACAUCGCCUGGGGAACUGACCUCAUAAACAGUCCCUUUAAACCAAAGAAGAUCCCGCUGUUUCAUGUGGACCUGGUCCUGGACCAGAGCGGGGUUCAUUACAGCACCCCAAUAGAGAACUUUGAGACGUCCAUGAGGAACCUAUUAGAGAAAGGCAUCCUCUGCACUCAUAAUGUCCCUCAGCUGGAAAAGUUUAUCAUGAAGAACCUGUUUAUCACUGGGGUUCCACUGUUGGAAGCAGUGGGACUGUAUGAGCUAGAAGUGAUGGAGGUGAAAGACAGAGUGGGAACCGCCCUGCUCCAGGCCACCGUCCCUCUCCAAGCCUAUGCAUGUGAAUACGAAUGCUACCUCGAGCUUCACAACUCUGACAUCGAGACCCUUUUAAAGCUUUACAGUAAGGAGAACAGCACUCCUCUGGAGCUUAAGGAAGAGGUGUUGAGACAUCUAAAGAAGAAAGAAAUUUUGGAAGAGUCCCUCCCCUCAGUCAUCGUGAUCGGGGCUUUUUUGGUGAACGUGGACUAUGUGAAGCAGAACCUGUCUAAGAAAUGUCACGUGCUAGCCAAAGCCGUGAUGGACCGGCUUGCUCUCAGGCUCCGCGAGCAAAUGGAGGAGGCAUGUGAGGAGUUCAGGGUGAUCAACAGGAAGCUGGAUGAGCAGCCCAACAGCAUUGAAGAGCUGGCGGACCAGAGGGAGUGGAUGAAACAGAUCCCAGAGCAGUUAAAGCUCCAUGAAGACUUUUUGUCCAAAGCCAUGGCUGACUACGAGCUACUAGACGAUUUCCACUACAACCUCACCAAUGAAGAUUUUAGCGGAAAAUGGACCGCAAUGGCCUGGCCUCAAAAGAUCCUCAAUCAGAUUGAAAGUGUGUGCUUACAGCACAUAGAAGAUGAAGACCGCUUUCAGAAGAUCCAGAUGGUUGACCAGAAGAAUUUCUAUGAGCUUCUGGAAUCCCUGGAGAUGGUGGUUGCAGGCUUUUCUAACUACACAGACAUCAAUCGUGCGCACGAAGUGGCAAACGAAGUGCGUCGGGUUGCAAAGCAGCUGAAGGAGUGUCAGAGUCUGGCGGUGGUUUACAACAACCGUGAGCGCCUCUUCGGCCUCCCUGUCACUAAUUAUGACAGGGUGCAAAAGUAUAAUCGAGACUUUCAGCCUUUUCGAGACCUAUGGCUGACCACGUCCGAUUGGCAGCGUUGGAAUGACAGUUGGAUGAACGACCCGCUGUCCUCUAUCGACGCAGAACAGCUGGAGCGCAAUGUUAGCGACGCCUUUAAGACCAUGCAUAAGUGUGUCAAACAGUUCAAAGACAUACCGGCCUGUCAGGAAGUAGCUUCUUACAUACGUGGCAUGAUAGAGAAGUUCCAGCCGCAAAUCCCCUUGAUUCAGGGCCUGAGGAACCCGGGGAUGCGCAGCCGCCACUGGACCCUGUUGUCCGAACGCCUCAACGUUGACGUGCUGAACAAAUCCGACCUCACGCUCUCUGAGUGCCUGGAGCUUGGCCUGCCUCAGCACAUAGAUGAGAUUGCUUUGGUUGCAGAGGUGGCUGGCAAAGAGUACGCCAUUGAACAGGCUCUGGACAAGAUGCAAAAAGAGUGGUCCUCGAUCACGUUUGAGAUUUUGCCGUAUAAGGAGACAGGCACCUACAUCAUGAAGAGUCCCGACGAGGCGUCCCAGCUGCUGGACGACCACAUCGUGAUGACCCAGAGCAUGUCAUUUUCUCCCUACAAGAAGGUGUUUGAGGAAAGAAUCACCACUUGGGAGAGCAAGCUGAGGAUGACUCAGGAUGUCCUGGAGGAGUGGCUGAUGUGCCAGCGCUCCUGGCUUUACCUGGAGCCCAUCUUCAGCUCAGACGACAUCAACCGACAGCUGCCUGUUGAAGGAAAGAGAUACCAGACCAUGGAACGCACCUGGAGGAAAGUGAUGAGGGCGGCAUAUGAAAACAGACAGGUCAUUGACCUUUGCCCUGACAAGCGUCUCUUGACUAAUUUGAGAGAGUGCAACAAGCUUCUGGAGCAGGUGCAGAAAGGACUGAGUGACUAUUUGGAGACCAAACGGGGAGCCUUUCCCAGAUUCUACUUUCUGUCUGAUGAUGAGUUGCUCGAGAUCCUGUCUCAAACCAAAGACCCGACAGCAGUGCAGCCCCAUCUGCGCAAAUGCUUCGAGAAUAUCGCACGGCUCAAGUUCCAACCGGACCUGCAAAUUACACACAUGUACUCCGGAGAGGGAGAGGAAGUCCAGCUUUACCUCCCCGUGUCUCCUACUGGGAAUGUGGAGGACUGGCUGCGUGAUGUGGAGAAGACCAUGAGGCUGAGUCUAUGUGACAACAUUGAGCGUUCCCUCAAGGUUUAUCCCGAGGAACCCCGCACUAAGUGGGUGCUAUCGUGGCCGGGGCAGGUGGUCAUCGCUGGAUGUCAGACUUUCUGGACCCUGGAGGUUUCAGAGUCCCUAGAGAAUGGAGACCUCGCCGAUCGCUUGUACCCACAGCUCCAGAAACAACUGGGAGACCUGGUGCAGCUGGUGAGAGGCCGUCUGUCUAGAAUGCAGAGGGCUGUUCUCUCUGCUCUCAUCGUGAUCGAGGUACACGCUAAAGACGUGGCUGCCAAACUGGUGGAUGAAUCUGUGGCCAGCGUUAAUGACUUCGAGUGGAUCAGCCAGCUCAGAUAUUACUGGGACAGAAAUGACCUCUAUAUCAGGGCGGUGAAUGCAGAAUUUCUCUAUGGCUACGAGUAUCUUGGUAACUCUGGGCGACUUGUCAUAACACCCCUGACCGACAGGUGUUACCUGACCCUGACUGGUGCUCUGCACCUAAAGUUCGGAGGCGCUCCAGCGGGUCCAGCUGGUACCGGUAAGACCGAAACCACUAAGGACCUGGGUAAAGCGCUGGCCAUCCAGACCGUCGUCUUCAACUGCUCUGACCAGCUCGAUUUCCUCGCCAUGGGAAAGUUUCUCAAGGGUCUGGCCAGUUCUGGAGCUUGGGCGUGCUUUGAUGAAUUCAACCGUAUUGAUGUGGAGGUGCUGUCCGUGGUGGCUCAACAGAUUACCACCAUCCAAAAGGCGCAGCAGCAGAGAGCGGAGCGGUUUACAUUCGAAGGCUCAGAAAUCCCGCUUGUUCCCUCCUGCGCCGUCUUUAUCACCAUGAACCCAGGCUACGCAGGUCGAACUGAACUACCUGACAACUUAAAGGCUCUGUUUCGUCCGGUUGCCAUGAUGGUCCCAAACUAUGCUAUGAUCGCUGAGAUCUCUCUCUACUCAUUUGGCUUCGGCGAUGCUAAAGUCCUCUCCAAAAAGAUCACCAGCACCUUCAAGUUGUCCUCCGAGCAGCUCAGCUCCCAGGACCACUAUGACUUUGGCAUGAGAGCAGUGAAAACCGUGAUCUCUGCUGCAGGAAACCUGAAGAGAGAGAACCCUGAAAUGGAUGAGGAGCUGAUCUGUUUACGCGCCAUCAGAGACGUCAAUGUGCCCAAGUUCUUGCAGGAUGACCUCAAACUCUUCAACGGCAUCGUGUCUGACCUCUUCCCGAAGAUCCGCAAGGAAGCCAUCGACUACGGCGUGCUGGAUGAGUCCAUCCGUAACGUCUGCAAGAGCAAGGGCCUGAAAGAUGUGGACGGUUAUAUCACAAAAGUUAUUCAGUUGUAUGAGACCACUGUGGUGAGGCACGGCCUGAUGUUGGUUGGACCAGCCGGCUCAGGAAAAACUAAGUGCUACGAGGUGCUGGGGACGGCCAUCACGGCUCUUCAGGGUCAGCCAUCUGUCAGUGGUGGAGUGUACCAGCCUGUUCAGACCUAUGUCCUAAACCCUAAGUCCAUCACCAUGGGGCAGCUGUACGGAGAGUUCGACCUGCUCACACACGAGUGGACGGAUGGCAUCCUGUCAUCCCUGAUCCGCACCGGAGCUUCUGCGAUGGACGAGGAGAAGAAGUGGUACAUGUUUGACGGACCGGUGGACGCGGUUUGGAUCGAGAACAUGAACACCGUGUUAGAUGACAAUAAGAAGCUGUGUUUAAGCUCGGGGGAGAUUAUCAAACUUACAGACGUGAUGACUCUAAUGUUCGAGGUGCAGGAUCUGGCCGUGGCUUCCCCGGCCACAGUGUCGCGCUGUGGUAUGGUGUAUUUGGAACCCAGUAUUUUGGGACUCACUCCAUUCACUGAAUGUUGGUUAAAAACGAUCCCUGCACUUCUGCAGCCACAUACUGAGCAACUUAAUUCUCUGUUCACACGAUUCCUGGAGGAUUCUGUAAUGUUUGUGAGGAAGUCAGUGACUGAAGUGAUCACUUCGAUGGACAGCAACCUGACCUGCUCUUUACUCAAACUGCUGGACUGCUUCUUCCGGCCCUUUGUCGCCCGAGAAGGACAGAAACCUAUUCCUCAGGAGAAGCUUGACCGUGUGAACGAGCUGAUUGAGCCGUGGUUUGUUUUCUCUCUGAUAUGGAGCGUGGGAGCCACCGGAGAUGCUGCUAGUCGCCAACGCUUUAGUGUCUGGCUAAGAGACAAAAUGGCGAAAGAAAAAAUUCAGUUGUGCUUCCCAGAAGAGGGACUGGUGUAUGAUUAUCGCCUGGACGACGCAGGCAUCACUCUACGACAAGAAGAUGAGGAAGAGGUCAAAAAGAAGGUGCAAUGGGUCAACUGGAUGAAUUAUGCCAGCAACAUAGUCAUCACUCCCGAAACCAGCUACGCGGACAUCAUCGUUCCUACCGCUGACACCGUGCGCAUGUCCUUUCUGUUAGACAUGCUUCUGUCCAAUAAGAAGCCAGUGCUGUGUAUCGGCCCCACCGGCACGGGCAAGACCCUGACUGUGUCCGAUAAACUGCUGAAAAACAUGCCGGCCGAGUACAUCACACAUUUCCUCAUGUUCUCCGCCCGCACCUCAGCGAACCAGACACAGGAUUACAUCGACAGUAAACUGGACAAAAGGCGGAAAGGUGUUUUCGGUCCUCCAUUGGGAAAGAACUUUGUCUUUUUUAUCGAUGACCUUAACAUGCCCAUGCUGGAGACAUACGGUGCCCAGCCGCCCAUCGAGCUCCUGCGCCAGUUUAUGGACCACGCAGGCUGGUAUGACCGGAAGCUGAUAGGGACAUUUAAGCAGUUGGUAGACAUCAAUUUCGCAUGCGCCAUGGGUCCUCCUGGUGGAGGCAGGAACCCAAUCACACAACGCUUCACAAGACACUUCAACUACCUCUCCUUCACCGAGAUGGAGGACUCCAGCAAGAGAAAGAUCUUCUCCACCAUCCUAGGCAGCUGGUUGGAAAAAGCUCCAGAGCUGAUUCCCCUGAACACAGCCCUAGUGGAUGCCACCAUUAACGUGUACUGCACAAUCACCUCUGGCCUCCUGCCAACUCCAGCCAAAUCACACUAUACUUUCAACAUGCGUGACCUGUCCAAGGUCUUCCAGGGUGUGCUCAUGGCUGACGCUGGAAAGAUCCAGGACAAGGUUCAGCUCCUGCGCCUGUGGUACCACGAGAGCUGCCGGGUGUUCCAGGACAGACUGGUAAGUCAAGAGGACAGGGACUGGUUCGAUCAGCUGCUGCAGAAACACAUCGAGGAGUUCGACUGCAGCUACGAGGAGGUGGUGCCGUGCCAGCCGGUCCUGUUUGGAGACUUCAUGAUCCCUGGUGCUGAUACCAAAGUGUACCAGCUCAUUGACGAUAAGGAGAAGCUGGCUCGGGUAAUGGAGGAGUACAUGGACGACUACAACCAGAUCAACACGGCUAAGAUGAAGCUAGUUCUCUUCAUGGACGCCAUCCAGCACGUGUGCCGUAUAGCCCGCAUCGUGCGCCAGCCGCUCGGAAACGCACUUCUGCUCGGAUUGGGUGGCAGCGGGCGCCAGUCCCUCACCAAACUCGCCUCACACUUAUGUGAGUACGAGUGCUUCCAGAUCGAGCUGUCGAAGAACUACGGUGUGCCCGAGUGGAAGGAGGAUAUUAAGAACAUUAUGAUAAAGGCCGGUGUCACGAAUGUUCAGAUCACCUUCCUUUUUGUUGACACCCAGAUUAAGAGCGAGUCGUUCCUGGAGGACAUUAAUAAUAUCCUGAACUCGGGCGAUGUGCCCAACCUGUACAGCGGAGACGAGCAGGAAAGGAUCAUGUCUGCCAUGAAGCCUGUGGUGCAGGAUCUCGGCAUGCAGCCCACCAAGACCAACCUCAUGGCCGCCUACGUCAGGAGAGUCCGCAGCAACAUCCACACCGUGCUGUGCAUGAGCCCGAUAGGUGAAGUCUUCCGCGCCAGGCUCAGACAGUUCCCGUCCCUCGUCACAUGCUGUACUAUUGACUGGUUCAGCGCCUGGCCACAGGAGGCCUUGCUUUCUGUCGCCACGUCCUUCCUUAACGAGCUACCAGAGCUGGAUGCUAGUCCUGAAGCCCUGAAAGGCCUGACGGAGAUGUGUAUGGAGAUCCACCAGAUGGUGGCUGUCAAGUGCGUCCAAUACCGCGCUGAACUCUCGCGCUAUAACUACAUCACACCCAAGAGCUACCUGGAGCUGCUCAGUAUUUUCUCAGCCCUGAUUGGACAGAAGAAGCAGGAACUGCAUGGUGCUCGUCAGCGCAUGAAGGCGGGUCUGGACAAGCUCUUGAGCACAUCUGAUGAUGUGGGUAAGAUGCAGGAGGAGUUGGAAACAACGAGGCCUCUGCUGGAAAAGGCAGCUAGAGAGACAGACCUCACCGUAGAGAAAAUUGAGAAAGACACAUUGAUUGCAGAGACGACUCGUGUGGAUGUGCAGGCUAAGGAGGCCAAGGCGUCUGAGAUUAACAGUGUAGCAGCCGCAUUUGCCGCAGAGGCACAACAAAACCUUGAUAUAGCUCUGCCUGCACUGGAUGAUGCUCUAGCCAGCCUCAAGUCUCUCAACAAGAACGACAUCACUGAGGUAAGGGCCAUGCAGAGGCCUCCUCAGGGAGUGAAACUGGUCAUCGAGGCGGUCUGCAUCCUGAAGGGCAUCAAACCCAAAAAGAUACCUGGAGAAAAGCCGGGGACCAAGGUGGAUGAUUACUGGGAGCCUGGAAAAGGACUUCUGCAGGACCCUGGAAAAUUCUUAGAAAGCCUACAAAAGUUUGACAGGAACAAUAUCCCAGAUGCUGUGAUCAAACUGCUUCAGCCUUACAUAGACAACGAGGAGUUCCAGCCGGCCUCCAUCUCUAAAGUGUCCAGGGCCUGCACGUCCAUCUGCCUGUGGGUGCGCGCUAUGCACGGGUACCAUUUUGUGUCCAAAUCUGUGGAGCCCAUCAGGCAAUCUCUUGCUUUGGCUCAGGAGGAACUGGCAGUAAGUAAUAACAAAUUGAAGAAGGCAAAAGAAGAGUUUGAGGCAGUGGAGGCGGGCAUUGCGGCGCUGCAGGCCACGUAUCAGGAGUGUCUGGCCAAACGUGGCGAGCUUGAGAGCAAGUGCAGGCUGUGCGAAUGCAGACUGGUUCGAGCAGGCAAGCUGGUCGGUGGCCUUGCUGAUGAGAAGGUGCGCUGGAGCGAAACAGUGCAACAUCUGGAUUACCUGGUGGAUAACGUAGCCGGCGACGUGCUACUGGCUGCGGGAUACGUAGCCUACCUCGGACCCUUCACUGGCGAGUAUCGGGCAUCAAUGUUUGAGGAGUGGCUGCGCGGCUGUAAGGACUACAAGGUCCCUCACACAUCCGAGCCCAACCUCAUCGGUACACUCGGAGACAAAGUGAAGAUCCGUUCCUGGCAGAUUGCUGGAUUGCCAAAAGACAACCUCUCUGUGGAGAACGGAGUGAUCACUCAGUAUUCUCAACGCUGGUCUCUGUUCAUCGACCCUCAGGGUCAGGCCAACAAGUGGAUCAAAACCAUGGAACGUGACAACGGACUGGAUGUGAUGAAGCUCAGCGACCGGGACUUCCUGCGCAAUUUAGAAAAUGCCAUUCGGUUCGGGAAGCCCUGCCUGCUGGAGAACGUAGGAGAGGAGCUGGACCCAGCGCUCGACCCUGUUCUGAUGCGACAGACGUUUAAGCAGCAGGGCAGUACAGUACUCAAGUUAGGAGACACCGUUAUUCCCUACCACGACGACUUCAAGAUGUACAUCACCACUAAGCUACCCAAUCCACACUAUUCCCCCGAGAUCUCCACUAAAGUAACCCUCAUCAACUUUACUCUUUCUCCAAGCGGCUUGCAGGAUCAGCUGCUGGGUCGGGUGGUGGCUGAGGAAAGGCCUGACCUAGAGGAGGCCAAGAACCAGCUGAUUGUGAGCAACGCACACAUGAAGCAGGAGCUAAAGGAGAUCGAGGACCAGAUCCUGCUCAGACUCAGCUCGUCAGAGGGGAACCCUGUCGAUGAUGAGGAGCUCAUACGCGUGCUCGGAGCCUCCAAGAUCAAAGCUGAAGAGAUACAGGCCAAAGUGGUGGUGGCGGAGGAGACAGAGCGAGACAUCGACACCACUCGUCUGGAGUACGUCCCGGUAGCCGUGCGCACCCAGAUCCUCUUCUUCUGCGUGUCUGACCUGUCGAACGUAGACCCCAUGUAUCAGUACUCACUGGAGUGGUUCCUGGGCAUCUUCAUGGCAGGCAUUGCUCACUCAGAGCGUGCAGACUCACUGGAGCAGCGCAUCAACAACAUCAAUGAGUAUUUCACCUUCAGCCUCUACAGCAACGUGUGCCGCAGUCUGUUCGAGAAGCACAAGCUUAUGUUCGCCUUCCUGCUGUGCGCUCGCAUCAUGAUGAACAGAAAUGAGAUCGAUAUGAUGGAGUGGCAGUACAUGUUGUCAGGAGGCACAAGCCAGCAGCAGCUGCCAAACCCGGCGCCCACCUGGUUAUCGGAGCGGGCGUGGCAGGAUAUCAUGGCCCUCAAUGCUCUGCCCACCUUCGAAGGCCUGGCACAAACCUUCUCCAGACACGAGCCUGAUUACAGGAGGAUCUUCGACAGCAGCCAGCCUCAUCGGGAGCCUCUUCCGGCCGAGUGGAUGAAGAAGCUUGACAGUUUUCAGCGGAUGUUAGUGCUGCGGUGUCUGCGUGUAGAUUGUCUCACACAGGCCCUGCAGGACUUUGUGUCAGCAAAGCUGGGCCAGCGUUUCAUCGAGCCUCAGACUUCCGACCUGUCUGCGGUCUUUAAGGAAUCAUCUCCCUCCACUCCGCUUAUCUUUGUGCUGUCCCCCGGUACCGACCCUGCAGCUGACCUGUACAAGUUUGCCGAAGUCAUGAAGUUCUCCAAGAAAAUGAGCGCCAUCUCUCUAGGCCAGGGCCAGGGCCCCUGGGCUGAAAAGAUGAUGCACAAUGCGAUGGACAAGGGGCAGUGGGUAUUCUUCCAGAAUUGCCACCUGGCACCCAGCUGGAUGCCCAGUCUGGAGCGACUCAUUGAGAACAUCAACCCCGACAAGGUCCACCGGGACUUCCGCCUGUGGCUCACUAGUUUGCCCAGCAACAAAUUCCCGGUCUCCAUUCUCCAGAACGGUUCUAAGAUGACCAUCGAGCCUCCGCGAGGCAUCAAGGCCAACCUACAGAGGACCUACCUGAGUCUGAAUGAUGACUUCCUUAAAUCCUGCAAUAAGAUGGCUACGUUCAAGUGCCUGCUGCUGUCUCUCUGUCUGUUCCACGGAAACGUCAUCGAGCGGAGGAAAUUCGGUCCACUGGGUUUCAACAUUCCGUACGAGUUCACAGACGGAGACCUGCGCAUCUGCAUCAGCCAGCUCAAAAUGUUCCUUGAUGAAUACCAGGACAUUCCUUACAAGGUUCUGAAGUACACGGCAGGUGAGAUAAACUACGGCGGCCGUGUGACAGACGACUGGGAUCGCCGCUGCAUCAUGAACGUGUUGGAGGACUUCUACUGUCCCGUCGUGCUGACCCCUGAGUACUCCUACUCGCCCUCAGGAGAGUACCGCCAGAUCAACACAGAGCUGGACAUCAAGGGCUACCUAUCGUACAUCCGCGGCCUGCCGAUCAACGACACGCCAGAGAUCUUCGGCCUGCAUGACAACGCCAACAUCAGCUUUGCUCAGAAUGAGACUUUCGCCCUUCUGGGUGCUGUACUCCAGCUGCAGCCCAGAGCCACCUCCAGCGGGGGCAAAGCCAGAGAGGAGAUCGUCGAGGAGAUUGUGACAGGGAUUUUGCAGAAGAUUCCCAACCCCAUCGACAUACAGGAAGUUGUUAUCAAGUACCCGGUGAUGUAUGAGGAGUCUAUGAACACUGUACUGAUACAGGAGGUUAUAAGAUAUAACAAGUUGUUAGCAGUGAUCUCAUGGAGUCUGAAUGAUUUGGUGAAGGCGCUGAAAGGUUUAGUGGUGAUGUCAUCCGAGCUCGAGCUCAUGGCCAACAGUCUGUUCAUCAACACCGUUCCAGAAAUGUGGCAGGCCAAGGCGUACCCGUCUCUAAAGCCGAUGGGCUCCUGGGUAGCCGACCUGCUCCAGCGCAUCACUUUCUUGAAUCGCUGGAUCUCCAUCGGGAUCCCGCCCGUCUUCUGGAUCAGCGGCUUCUUCUUCCCACAAGCCUUCCUGACGGGGACGCUGCAGAACUACGCCCGCCGCUCUGGCCUCUCCAUCGACAGCAUCAGCUUCAGCUUCAAGGUGAUGAAACAGUCAGUGGCAGAGUUGGCCGAAAGGCCCGAGUCGGGGUGUUUUAUUCACGGCUUGUUCCUGGAGGGGGCGCGCUGGGACGCACGCAAAGGCUUGCUGACCGAGUCUCGGCCCAAAGAGCUCUACACUGAGAUGGCCGUCAUCUGGUUGGUGCCUACGCCCAACCGCAAAGCGCCUCAGUCCGGCAUCUACAUCUGCCCCAUAUACAAAACACUCACACGUGCUGGAACUCUGUCCACAACCGGUCACUCCACUAACUAUGUAAUCGCAGUCGAGCUUCCCACAGACCGUCUCCAGAGUCACUGGAUAAAGCAGGGGGUGGCACUGAUAUGUGCACUGGAUUACUGAAAACACACACACUGCUCUUUCCUACAUUCUGCCUUUCUUGUUUAUCUUACAAAGACACGCUGUUUGAAGAAGUGAAGAAAGACUCUUUCAUCAGGAAGUGAACUCAAAACUGUGUUUCCUGUUUAAUCUCCUGGAUGAUUCCUGGAAUGACGAAUGAUGCUUGUGGAAAAAGCCGAAAACGGCCUAGCACCCACUUACCUUAAAGCACAAAUCACACCCCGCACUCCAUCUCUCAGGGAUCGAGGACGACAUGCAGCAAGACUGUGUUCUGUACCGGCGCACAGGUGGUGGAUUUCUAAAGACCUUAAAGAAAUAUCCUUCCCAACAGAUGGUACUUCCAGUCGGUACCCUAGUGAACCAAUGUAAGGAUAUAUUUAUCGAUGGAAUCUUCAAAAGCACUUAUAUAAUUCAUUUGUGGCAGCUCAUUUUGUCCAGAUCCAUUCGAAAUUCUCUCUCAGUGAACUUAAAAACCAUGUUGUUAAAUAUACUUCAUUCCCAUUCAUAAAUGAUUUAAAUAUAAAUAUAUAUGUAUUUUGUUGCGUCCAUGGUAACAACUGCAUUAUAACAAUAGAUUCUGUCACUUUCACAUCCACAAUUAUUUAUCACACAUUUAUUUCUCUGAUAUUUUUAAAUGUCAUACCAGAUACUGGUUUACUAGCUCAUUACAUUUUUCAAAUAACAUUUUUCCUUCAUUUCUUUUAAAGGGGAAUGUACGUUUGUCAAUGCAACAAUAAUUAUGUAUUUUUAUGAAUCACAAAAAUAUAUAAGAUUUUUAUGCAGAAACCCAUAUUAGCAUUUAUUUUCCACAAACACAGUUGGAUGUUUGCACACUAUGUACUUUAAUAUUAGUACAUCUGAAUAUUCAGUAUGCACACAAACCUCUCUCUCUCUCUCUUUCUCUCUCUCUCUCUCUCUCUCUUUCUCUCUGUCUCUAAAUUGUUUUAAAAACUGGUUGAGGAAUUGCUCAAACCGGAGGCAGAGCAUAUGAUU